AUGGGUUUUCUUUCUUGCACACCUGUGAACGCGUCAGGGAAGGUCUGUUCCGAGACCUUGUCCCGAUGGCCGUGUGGUCACCGGCGCCCCAUCUCCCUGGGCGUCCUCCGCACCUUCGGUGAACAAGGGCAGGAACUGAACGUUAGGGUCCAGGACUCACCUUCUCGGCUGUGGCUGGAAGGAGCGUGCCGGGAGCCGGGUGACCUUGAAAAAGUCCUGCCGGCUGAAGUGGGGCUCCAGAAAGCCAGGGCACACCCCAAGGCCACUUCGUUCCUCUGCCGCGGCAUGGACCCCAAGUACCAGUGUGACCUGGUGUCCAAGGGGGGCAGGGAGGUGUACCCGUACCCCAGCCCCCUGCACGCCGUGGCUUUGCAGAGCCCCCUCUUCACUCUGACCAAGGAGACAGCGCCGAGCGAUGGCCACUCGCCCCCGCGUCAGCCCCUCCCUGGCGCCACAGGUCCGAGCUCCGUUCGCACUGGACUGGUCCUCGAGGCUGGCCCGGCCAGAGCCUACAUAGAGAGGCUGCUGAGACUGCAGGGCCGAGGGCCCCUCGCGAGGGGCAGUGUGGGUGAGCGCGGACCCCCAGGACGGGAGGCGACCCUAUCCCCGCAGGGGCUCGGGGGCCGGAGGGCGGACAGUGAAGGUGGCCUGGAGAAGCCGCUGUGCGCCCGGGGCAGAGCAGAGGGGGGCGGGGAGGCCCCGGGCGGGGCCGCCCGCGGGGACAGCCUCGAGCCUCCGGGGCCUGUGCCCCUCGUGCGCACCGUGCACCCCAGCAGCCGCCCAGAGGGGGGCCCCAGACCCUCGCGCGGCUGCGUGCACCGGGAGGCCUGUCCAGGCUCCCCCUGGCUGGGCUGUGGCCAGGCCCCCGCUCCCUGCUCGCGGGGUCAGCAGCCAGCUCUCCACGGCUGCACGGGCAGAGGCAGGUCGCCGGGCGGGGGGGCGGGCGGGGAGGGCCCCUCUCGGGCCCCCGGACACUGCGUCCGCCCGCGCUUUGCUGCCAGAGGAGCUUCCCCCGCGGGGCCCCCCAAGGCCAAGCCUGUGAAGAUCAAGAGGGGGGCCAGCGACAAGGCGCUGAGGCUUGGGGGGCCGCAGCUUCAGUGGGGCGCCCUCGGGGGCCCCCAGCCGCCCCCUGAGUCGGGAGGUGGUCUCAGGAGGCCCACCCUGGCCAGGGAGGCGCCCGGCCGGUCCUGCUCUGAGUCCAGCCUCUACCCCGUGUCCCUCUUCGUCCCCCUGCUGGUGGCCCGACGAGAGGGUCACCAGGCGUCAGCUCACGCCUUGUUCCCCUUGGAAGCAGCCCCGCUGGUGGCGGCCGGCGGGGAGGCCCGGAGGAAGCAGCGCAGGUGGCAGUCCUCCGUAGAGAUCUCAGCCCGGGCCCGCCCGGACCCCAGCCUGGGGCCCCAUAGGCCGGCGGCCCGGAGAGGGGGCGGCCCGCGGCCCGUGUGCGCCAGACCCAGGCCCAGGCUGCCCCGCCAGGACGCCCGAGCCAGGAGCGGGUCGGAGGGCUCCGAGCGCUCGGCCGAGGGCGCGCCCCUCUUGCGCUCCACCGUCGCGGAGAGCAGCGGGGACGAGGCCAGCGACCACACGGCCAACCGCUUCGGGGACGGGGAGUCCAGUGGCAGCACCUCGGAGGGCGGCGGCCAGGGCGGGGGGAGCUCCAGCCGGCGGGCCCCGGCCAGCUCCAGGCCCCCCCUGCCGCCAGUGCCCAGGCUGUGCCGCGUCAAGGCCUCCAAGGCCCUGAAGAAGAAGAUCCGCAGGUUCCAGCCGGCCGCCCUGAAGGUCAUGACCAUGGUGUGAGGUCGCUGGGCGAUAGCAGGGCCCAUCCGGGCCCGGGAGCCACAGACACAAAGGGGCCUGUCGUGGCUGAGGACGGGUGCAGCCUCGCACGGUGUUAGACGUGCAGGUCUGUGUCAUCUGGACGCUCUGCUUUCUCCCCGAAGCUGCCCUUCCGAAGGAGUCCCCUCAGAGGAGAUGAUGGGCCCGUCCCUGGGCGCGUCGCCCCACAGGUUAGGCUGUGACUCUGGGCACGUCACCCCACCUUGGCCCCAGUGGAGACCUUCACCCAGAACUCUGGGAUUGCAGAUUUGUCGGGGCGCCGGCCUCCCAGCUGCCUGUGCCGUGAGCCCCGUGCUUGCUUCCCUCCGUCCUGUGCCACUUGGGCUGGGCGCUCGGUGUACCCCAGCCUGGAACAGUUUCUCCCCAAAAGCGUUCGCUUUAAGAAAUGUGCUCUGGAAACUGGGUUGGACCAUGAAUCCAGGUCAAACCCUCAACGUGAAUAAACAGCCGA
Messenger RNA from Physeter macrocephalus (sperm whale), 2284 nucleotides. Its product is annotated as dapper homolog 2-like. Lineage: Eukaryota; Metazoa; Chordata; Mammalia; Artiodactyla; Physeteridae. Gene Ontology annotation, biological process: negative regulation of nodal signaling pathway. The coding region runs from base 1 to 1794 and encodes 597 amino acids. The record is from RefSeq and is a predicted model, not a curated record. Gene Ontology annotation, cellular component: cytoplasm. The transcript is spliced from 2 exons.